AUGGUGGGCUCAUCUGGCUCAUGUGAAAACUGCAAACAGGACUUGGAAGUUUAUUGCCCCGAAAUGAUUUGGAUCUUAAAAACCUUCGGUGGAUAUUCUGAAAACAUAGUCAUAGAUGAGCAUUUUGCAGUGUUAAUUCCAAAUAGUUUGCCUUUACAUGGUGCUGCUCCACUUUUGUGUGCUGGGAUUACUGUGUAUAGUCCCAUGAUGUACUAUGGACUCUGUAAGCCUCGUCAACAUUUGGGUGUGGUUGGGCUUGGUGGAUUGGGUCGUGUGGCUGUGAAGUUUGCCAAAGCUCUAGGAAUGAAGGUCACAGUUGCCAUGGGCACAAUGGACGGAAUCAUCAACACAGUUUCAGGCCCUCACACUCUACUUCCAUUGAUUAAUUUGUUGAAGACAAAUGGAAAAUUGAUUGCAGUUGGUGCUUCAAUGGAGGCUCUUGAAAUACCAUAUAUUCCUUUAAUGAUGGGUAUUGAAGUUAUUCCUAUGAAUUAUGUGAACACUGCUAUGGAAAGACUUGCCAAGGGUGACGUUAAAUAUCACUUUGUCAUUGAUGUUGCAAACACCUUAUAUUCUUCAUUUUGA
Quercus robur (English oak) is the source of this 585-nucleotide messenger RNA. Its product is annotated as probable mannitol dehydrogenase. The transcript has 3 exons. The coding region runs from base 1 to 585 and encodes 194 amino acids. The record is from RefSeq and is a predicted model, not a curated record. Gene Ontology annotation, biological process: lignin biosynthetic process. Gene Ontology annotation, molecular function: cinnamyl-alcohol dehydrogenase activity. Lineage: Eukaryota; Viridiplantae; Streptophyta; Magnoliopsida; Fagales; Fagaceae.